Molecule: messenger RNA, 6785 nt
Organism: Rotaria sordida
Lineage: Eukaryota; Metazoa; Rotifera; Eurotatoria; Philodinida; Philodinidae
Source: the annotation of a GenBank genome assembly
UAUUUAUAUUAAUCAGAAGAUUAUAAAUUGAACUAUUAUUUUUAAUUCUUUCUUUCAAAAAUUCUUUUGAAUUUAGUUAUGAUGGACGUAUUGAUCGUGUUGAAGCUCGUAUAACAUCAUUAUUACGUGAUCAACUUGGUACAGCUAAAAAUGCUAAUGAAAUGUUUCGUAUAUUUUCACGUUUUCAUGAAUUAUUUGUUCGUCCACAUAUUGGUGGUGCUAUACGUGAAUAUCAAACACAAUUAAUUCAACGUGUUAAAGAUGAUAUUGAAUCAUUACAUGAAAAAUUUAAACAACAAUAUGUACAUUCAAAAGCAAAUCGUAUAAGUCGUUCAAAUGAUUUACCACCAACAAGUGGUUCAAUAAUAUGGGCUAAACAAAUUGAAAAACAAUUAAAUACAUAUUUAAGACGUGUUGAAUAUGUUUUAGGUAAAAGUUGGGAACAACAUGUUGAAGGACAACGUUUAAAACAAGAUGGUGAUAAUUUUCGUAGUAAACUUAAUACACAACCAUUAUUUGAAGAAUGGACAAAAAAUGUUCAACAAAAAAAUCAUGGUUUAACAGGAAAAAUUUUUGCAACAGAAUCAACACGAACAUUACAUGGAUUAGUAACAAAAUUAAAAGUUAAUUUUUCACCAGAAAUUAUUAUGUUAUCAAAAGAAGUUCGAAAUAUUCGUGCACUUGGUUUUCGUGUUCCAUUACCGAUUAUUAAUAAAUCUCAUCAAGCUAAUGUUUUAUAUCCAUUUGCUGUAUCAUUAAUUGAAAGUGUUCGAACAUAUGAUAAUGCAAUUGCAAAAUUAGCUGAUCGUCCAUCAUCUCAACUUCUUGUUGCAUCACUUAAACGUGAUAUUCAAUCACAUAUAAAUGAAGGUGCAAAUUAUGUUUGGGAAUCAUAUCGUUUAGAACCAUUUGUUCAUAAAUUUUCUGAAGCUAUUUAUACAUUUCAAGAACGUGUUGAUGAAUUAAUAUCUGUUGAAAAUUCAAUUGAUCUUGAAUUAAAAUCACUUGAUACAUGUUCAUAUAGACAACAAUCAUUUCAAGAUAUACUUGGAAAAAUUCAAAAAUCUGUUGAUGAUUUAUCACUUCGUCUUUAUUCAAAUUUAGCUCAAUGGGUACAACAAUUAGAUGAACAAAUUGAAAAAAAAUUAGCUAUAAGACUUCAAACAGCUAUUAUUAUGUGGUCAAAUGCAUUAAAACAAGGUAAUGAAAAUAAUUUUGAUGAACAACAAAAACGACGACGAAGUACAUUUAUUGAUGAAGAUGAUCUUCUUAUAUCAUUAAAAACAAAUAAUGAUCAAACACCAACAAUACGUACAUUAUUACAUCAAUUACGUACAAGUAAUCAAUUACUUUAUGUAUCACCACCAAUGAAUGAUGCACGUGAACAACUUAUACUUGAAUUAUAUGAAUAUGAAGGUACAAUAACAAAUCAAAAACGUAUACAACAUUCACGUUAUCAACUUGGUAUUGAAUCUGAAUCUGAAUAUAAAACAACAUUUAAAAGUUUACUUAAUAAAUUACCAAUGAAUUCUAAACCAUUAGAAGAUGCAUAUGAAACAAUUGAAUCAUUAAUAAAAGCAGCUGAUGAUUAUGUUAAUACAUGGCUUGAUUUUCAAUCAUUAUGGGAUUUACAAAGUGAUCAACUUUAUACACGUCUUGGAAAAGAUAUAACAAAUUGGAUGAAUUGUUUAAAUGAAAUGAAAGAUGCAAGAAAAACAUUUGAUACACAAGAAACAUUAAAACAUUUUGGACCAAUUACAAUUGAUUAUAAUAAAGUACAAACAAAAGUAACAAUGAAAUAUGAUUCAUGGCAUAAAGAAAUUUUAUCAAAAUUUGGUACAAUGCUUUCACAAGAUAUGCAUGAAUUUCAUGCACAUGUUAGUAAAGCACGUACUGAUCUUGAAUCACAAUCAUUAGAAGCAUCAACAACAGCUGAAGCUGUUGGAGUUAUUACUUAUGUACAAGCAUUAAAACGAAAAAUGAAAAAUUGGGAAAAACAAGUUGAAGAAUAUAAAGAUGCACAAAAAAUUCUUGAACGUCAACGUUAUCAAUUUCCAUCGAAUUGGUUAUAUGUUGAUAAUAUUGAUGGUGAAUGGGGUGCAUUUAAUGAAAUACUUGCACGAAAAAAUUCUUCAAUACAAAAUCAAGUUGUACAAUUACGAAAUAAAAUAGCUGCUGAAGAUAAAAUUGUUGAAACACGUACAAAUGAUUUAUUAUCUGAAUGGGAAAAAGAUAAACCUGUUGCUGGACAUUUAAGUCCUGAAGAUGCAUUAGGACAAUUAGCAACAUAUGAUAUUAAAUUAAUGAAAUUAAAAGAAGAACGUGAUAAUAUAAUUAAAGCUAAAGAAGCAUUAGAAAUAACUGAAUCAACAACAACAAUAAAUCAAUCAGCACAAAAUCGUGUACGUGUACAGGUUGCAUUAGAAGAAUUAUUAGAUUUAAAAGGUGUUUGGAAUGAAUUAAUGUUAAUAUGGAAACAAAUAAAUGAAUUAAAAGAAAAACAAUGGAUUACAAUACAACCAAGAAAAUUACGUCAAUCAUUAGAAGAAUUAGUACAACAAUUAACAAAUUUACCACAACGUUUACGUCAAUAUGAUUCAUAUCAACAUGUUAAAAAUGUUUUACAACAAUAUAUUAAAGUAAAUAUACUUGUUACAGAAUUAAAAUCUGAAGCAUUAAAAGAACGUCAUUGGAAACAAUUAAUGAAACGUAUGUCAAUAAUAUGGAAUUUAAAUGAUAUGACAUUAGGACAAGUAUGGUCAAUUGAUUUACAACGACAUGAACCAAUAAUAAGAGAAAUAUUAACAAUAGCACAAGGUGAAAAAGCAUUAGAAGAAUUUUUAAAACAAGUUAGUGAAAUAUGGAAAACAUAUCAAUUAGAAUUAAUAAAUUAUCAACAAAAAUGUAAAGUUAUUAAAGGUUGGGAUGAUUUAUUUAAUAAAAUUAAAGAACAUAUUAAUUCAAUAACAGCUAUGAAAUUAUCACCUUAUUUUAAAGAAUUUGAAGAAGAAGCUAAUGUAUGGGAAGAUCGUCUUAAUCGUAUAAAUGCAUUAUUUGAUGUUUGGAUUGAUGUACAACGACGUUGGGUUUAUCUUGAUGGUAUAUUUGGUUCAAGUGUUGAUAUAAAACAUUUAUUACCAGUUGAAACAAGUCGUUUUCAAAGUGUAUCAACAGAAUUUUUAUCAUUAAUGAAACGUGUUAGUAAAUCACCACUUGUUAUAGAUGUUUUAAAUAUUCAAGGUGUACAAAAAACUUUAGAACGUUUAGCUGAAUUAUUAUCUAAAAUACAAAAAGCUUUAGGUGAAUAUCUUGAACGUGAACGUGCAUCAUUUCCAAGAUUUUAUUUUGUUGGUGAUGAAGAUUUACUUGAAAUAAUAGGUAAUAGUAAAAAUAUUGGACGUUUACAAAAACAUUUUAAAAAAAUGUUUGCUGGUGUUCAUACAUUAUUAAUGAAUGAUGAUAAUACAAUUGUUCAUGGUGUUAUUUCAAAAGAAGGUGAAGAAGUACAUUUUUAUAAUCAUAUAUCUAUUAUGGAUACAUCUAUUAAUGAAUGGUUAACAAAAGUUGAAAAAGAAAUUAGUUUAACAUUAGCUAAAUUACUUUCACGAGCUAUUCCUGAACUUAUUAAAAUUCAAGAAAAUCUUACAGAUACAGAUGCUUUUAUUCAAUGGCUUGAUCAAUAUCAGGCUCAACUUGUUGUAUUAGCAUUUCAAGUUUCAUGGUCCGAAAGUAUUGAACGAAUUCUUGAACAAAAAUCUAAAACAAAUAAUAAUGAUAUACUACCAGAUGCACUUCAACGUAUUGAAUCAACACUUGGUAUACUUGCUAAUAUGGUUUUAGGUGAUCAACCAACAGUACGUCGACGAAAAUUAGAACAUUUAAUUAUUGAACAUGUACAUAAACGUGAUUGUACACGUACAUUAAUUGAAAAAAAAAUUGGAGAUGCACGUAAUUUUGAAUGGCUUUCACAAAUGCGUCUUUAUUUUGAUCCAACAAUUACUAAUGUUCUUGAACAACUUAAAAUUCGUAUGGCUAAUGCAGAAUUUCAUUAUGGUUUUGAAUAUCUUGGUAUACAAGAUCGUCUUGUUCAAACACCAUUAACUGAUCGAUGUUUUUUAACAAUGACACAAGCAUUAAAUGCUAAAUUCGGUGGAUCACCAUUUGGUCCUGCUGGUACCGGUAAAACAGAAUCAGUCAAAGCACUUGGUCAUGCACUUGGUCGUUUUGUACUUGUUUUUAAUUGUGAUGAAUCAUUUGAUUUUCAAGCAAUGGGACGUCUUUUUACUGGUCUUUGUCAAGUUGGUGCUUGGGGUUGUUUUGAUGAAUUUAAUCGUUUAGAAGAACGAAUGUUAUCUGCUGUAUCACAACAAAUUCAAACAAUUCAAGAAGCUUUAAGAGAAUUAACACAUAGUGAUAAUAAGAGUGCAUUAAAAAUUGAACUUGUUGGUAAAUCUGUUUCUGUUAAUCCUAAUAUGGCUAUAUUUAUAACAAUGAAUCCUGGUUAUGCUGGUCGUUCAAAUUUACCUGAUAAUCUUAAAAUGCUUUUUCGUAGUUUAGCUAUGACUGUACCAGAUAAAGUUUUAAUUGCACAAGUUAUGCUUUAUUCACAAGGUUUUCGUCAAGCUGAAUUACUUGCAUCAAAAAUUGUUCCAUUAUUUACAUUAUGUAGUGAACAAUUAUCUCAACAAUCACAUUAUGAUUUUGGUUUACGUGCAUUAAAAAAUGUUCUUGUUAUGGCUGGUAAUCUUAAACGUGAUCGUAUUAAAACUGAUGAACAAAAAACUGACAGUGAACAAGAAAUUGUUAUACAAGCUAUUAUGGAUAGUUUUGUACCACGUUUAGUAGCUGAUGAUCUUGUUUUAUUAAAUAGUUUAUUAAAUGAUGUUUUUCCACGUGCAGCUUAUAUUAGACCAGAAAUGACAAAAUUAAAAGAAGAAAUACAAAAAGUAUCAAAAGAAAUGUUUUUAGUAUGUGAUGAAUUAUGGAUGGAAAAAGUUUUACAACUUUAUCAAAUUAUUAAUUUAAAUCAUGGUUUAAUGUUAGUUGGACCAUCGGGUUGUGGUAAAACAACAGCUUGGAGAGUUCUUUUAACAGUUUUAAAUCGAUUAGAAAAUUCCGAUGGACAAGCACAUGUUAUUGAUCCAAAAGCUAUUUCAAAAGAUGAUUUAUAUGGUUUUCUUGAUCAAAAUACACGUGAAUGGACCGAUGGUUUAUUUACUCAUACUCUUCGUAAAAUAAUUGAUAAUGUACGUGGUGAAUUAAGUAAACGUCAAUGGAUUAUAUUUGAUGGUGAUGUUGAUCCUGAAUGGGUUGAAAAUUUAAAUUCUGUACUUGAUGAUAAUAAAUUAUUAACAUUACCAAAUGGUGAACGUCUUAAUUUACCAUCAAAUGUUCGUGUUAUGUUUGAAGUUCAAGAUUUACGUUAUGCAACAUUAGCUACAGUAUCACGUUGUGGUAUGAUAUGGUUUAGUGAAGAUGUUCUUUCAUUAUCAAUGAUAUUUGAAAAUUAUUUUCUUCGUAUACAAAAUGUACCAGUUAGUGAUGAAGAAAUUGAAACAAAUUUUCCAAGUAGUUUAACAAAUGAAGAUAUAAAAACAACAAAUGAUAAUAAUCAAACAUUAUCAACAACAGUUGCUUUACAACGUUUUAUUGUUAAUAUAUUAAAACCACAUUUUCAACAUGAUAAUAGUCUUGUUAUAAAAGCACUUGAUUUUGCAUUAAAUCAAGAACAUAUUAUGGAUUUUACACGUUUACGUCCAUUAAAUUCAUUAUUUUCAAUGCUUAAUCAAGGUAUAAGAAAUAUACUUAAAUAUAAUCAAACACAUCCAGAUUUUCCAAUGUCACAACAACAAAUUGAACUUUAUAUGACACGUUGGUUAAUUUAUUCACUUUUAUGGUCAUUUGUUGGUGAUUGUAAAUCAAAAAUAAGACAUGAAUUUGGUGAAUAUAUUCGUGCAGUAACAACAAUACAAAUGCCAGCUAAUCAAUCUAUACCAUUAAUUGAUUAUGAAGUAACAAUGGAUGGAGAAUUUUCUCCAUGGAUAUCUAAAGUACCAUCAAUUGAAAUUGAAACACAUCGUGUUGCUGCUACAGAUCUUGUUAUACCAACAAUUGAUACAAUACGUCAUGAAACAUUAUUAAAUACAUGGUUAGCUGAACAUAAACCAUUAGUUUUAUGUGGACCACCUGGUAGUGGUAAAACAAUGACUUUAUUUAGUGCAUUACGUGCUUUACCAGAUUUUGAAGUUGUUGGUUUGAAUUUUUCUUCGGCAACAACACCUGAAUUAAUGUUAAAAACAUUUGAUCAUUAUUGUGAAUAUCGAAAAACUCCAAAUGGACUUGUUCUAUCACCUAUACAAUUAAAUUCAUGGAUUAUUAUAUUUUGUGAUGAAAUUAAUUUACCUGAUGAAGAUAAAUAUGGUACACAACGUGUUAUAUCAUUUAUACGACAAAUACUUGAACAUGGAGGAUUUUAUCGUACAUCUGAUCAACAAUGGGUUAAACUUGAACGUUUACAAUUUGUUGGAGCUUGUAAUCCACCGACAGAUCCUGGACGAAAACCUCUUUCACAUAGAUUUCUUCGUCAUGUACCAAUUAUCUAUGUUGAUUAUCCAGGUGAAACAUCACUUAAACAAAUCUAUGGAACAUUUAAUCGUGCAAUGCUUCGUAUUAUUCCAUCACUUAAACCAUGGGCUGAUUCAUUAACUAAUGCUAUGGUCGAAUUCUAUCUUCUUUCUCAAGUAAAUAUUUGUUUGUUUUUUGUUUGUUUUGGUGAUUCUUCAUAG